This is a messenger RNA of Lepisosteus oculatus (spotted gar), 1909 nucleotides long. RefSeq names its product 3-hydroxyanthranilate 3,4-dioxygenase (gene haao). Gene Ontology annotation, biological process: 'de novo' NAD+ biosynthetic process from L-tryptophan; quinolinate metabolic process. The record is from RefSeq and is a predicted model, not a curated record. Gene Ontology annotation, molecular function: iron ion binding; 3-hydroxyanthranilate 3,4-dioxygenase activity. Gene Ontology annotation, cellular component: cytoplasm. Lineage: Eukaryota; Metazoa; Chordata; Actinopteri; Semionotiformes; Lepisosteidae.
UUUACGUCCUUCUUAAUCGCAAGGGUAACGGUUAUUUAUUGAAUUAAAUAAUUAAGCCAAAGCGAAAAACGAAGGGGUCUAAAUUAUUGCAGAAAUGAACUGUUUGCUUCUUUGCUCUACGUUGCUGCCCAUAAUUCCGUUUCAAAACUUACUGAGGAAAAAAAAAUGGAAUUUAACCUUUCCUCCGAAACGGUGAAAAAACAAACUCCUCCCUCGUUCUGACUUGAAAUUCCUGUUCUGUAUUGGUAAAUCGAUGGUACUUUCUACCCAGCUGUAGUGUAGAUGUUCAUUCCGUCUUUUUGAAUUUAUCAAAACUUUUGAGAAGACCAAAGAUACAGUUUUAGUUCUUAGGGGAAUUUUGUGCACUGCUGUAAUUCAAGUUCACUGUACUUAGAAAUAUAGAAUUAAGCAUAUACUCAUGGACACAGAAACGCUGCUUGUCAAUGUUCAAAAAUGGAUUGAACAAAACAAAGAAGCUUUCGUUCCACCUGUGUGCAACAAACUGAUGCAAAUUUCCCAGUUGAACAUCAUGUUUGUAGGAGGCCCAAACACAAGGAAGGACUAUCACAUUGAAGAAGGAGAAGAGCUAUUUUACCAGCUCCAAGGGGACAUGUGUCUGAAGGUGAUUGAAAAUGGAAAACACAAGGACGUGCACAUUCGAGAAGGGGAGAUGUUCCUGCUGCCCGCACGGAUCCCUCACUCCCCACAGAGGCAGGCCAACACUGUGGGACUGGUGGUGGAGAGGAGGAGGCUCCCGUCAGAGACCGAUGGUCUGAGGUAUUACAUUGAGAACACCACAGAUGUGCUCUUUGAGAGGUGGUUCUACUGUGAAAACCUGGGAACCCAGUUGGUGCCAAUCAUCCAAGAGUUUUUAAACUCUGAGCAGCACAGAACCGGCAAACCUAAACCAGAGGAAAUGCUGAAACAGCCUCCAUUUCAUUUCAACACCACCCACGUGAUGACUCCCUUUUCCUUCAAGGAUUGGAUUAACAAGCACAGGCAGGAUCUGGCCAAGGGCCGUAAUCUCGACAUGUUUGGUGCACAGUUCGAAACAGAGACGGUGUUAUAUGGGGCAGGGGAAAGUGAGGGAUGCAAACUCUACGCUGACAUAUGGAUUUGGCAACUGGAAGGAACAUCGCAAGUGACGCUGAAUGAUCAAGCUUUCUCCCUGUCACCAGAAGACAGCCUGCUUAUCCCAGGACAGUCUGAGUAUCGGUGGAAAAGAAAUGAAGGAUGCAUAGCUCUGUACGUCGUGCAAGAUCCAGAAAGAAAGAAAUCUUUUUCAUAAAUCUUUAACUACUUACAAAAACACCAGGAUUGAGUUCACUAAUCCAGUUCACCAGACAGUAUUGAGUUCACUAAUCCAGUUCACCAGACAGUAUUGACUUCAUUAAUCUAGUAUCAUUGCUGCUAAUUUUUUUUCUAGAUGCUAAACACUUUGGAUUUCAUCCCCAAAAAAUGAAUUGGUUUAUAUUUCCAUAAUUGCCGUUUCAAAUUAUGUGGAGUACCACAAACUUCUUUAACCAAGAGGCUUUGUUUGUUUCUUAUUUAAAAAAUGUCCAACACACAAUGGAGUCUGGAUCAUGUUACCAGCAAAGUCUGACCAGGAUUCCUGAGGCAGUGGUACACAGCUGACUCUUCCUGAGCCCUCCUGGGCACCUUCAGGCUUGCACUGAUGUAAGAGAGGGAUGUAUCUCUCCCCCAGUUCCCCUAUAUUGUGUGUUGUCUGAGCGCUGUUGCGCCUCUAUGUGAUUAUAGCCUUUUAUGUGAACAAUGUAAAAUUACUGCUCAAUUGUAAAAUGUGAAUUUUAUGAAGGUGAUAGUGUCAGCAUGAAUUAUAAAGAAAUGUGUUUAUUUAAUUUGAAAAUAAUUCCACAAUGCUACAUUAAAGUAAGUUAUAAAGAUCAAA